ACUCCGCUUUCUGUCAUUCCGCUCACGACUACCAAACGGUUUCCACGCCCGCUGCAAGCUCUCUCACAGUGUUAGGCGCAUAAAAAUUGCCUCGCAAGCGUUCAUAACUUUUCUGCUCUUGUCCACGAGCUGUUGUAUCAACAGGCAACCGCCCUGUGGUGAGGACAUUAUUGGGAAAUUGUCAUCUGUUGCGCUGCACGACACAAUUUUCAAUUUUCUGAAACGAUAUUUUUUCUGUUCUCUUUCUUGCUAUUCGUGCAACGGUCAUCGCCUCGGGGAAACUACCAGUGGAUUUCGGGAAAAUUCUUGAGAAUACUUCGACUGAAAGACAGUGAAAGGAUAUUUGAGGAUCUCAAAGUACAUUGGGCAAAAUGUCUGCAGACAAUAAGGGAAUGAAGCAAAUUGUCGGGGUUUCUGACAUCACAGACAACCGCAAUAUUUGGAGGAUUUUGAUUGCCGAAUUUCUUGGAACCUUCCUUCUUGUGUCAAUUGGUAUUGGCAGCACCACAGGAUGGGGUGAUUUUACACCGUCAUUGCCACAAAUUGCCUUCACCUUCGGCCUCGUGGUCGCCACUCUGGCACAGGCCUUCGGCCACGUGAGUGGAUGUCACGUAAAUCCCGCUGUGACUUGUGGUCUUGUCAUCACUGGCGACGUGAGCAUCCUCAAGGGAGUUUUCUACAUUGCCUGUCAGUGCAUUGGAGCCAUCGCCGGUGCUGCUCUCAUUAAGGUUGGCACACCGACCGCUCAUGUGGGCAAUCUGGGCAACACGAUGCUCCACGAGGAUCUCUCGCCGGCCCAGGGAGUCCUCAUUGAGGCUCUCAUCACCUUCAUCCUCGUCUUCGUUGUGCACGGCGUGAGUGAUCCCCGUCGAUCGGACAACAAGAACGCCGUACCACUGUCCGUGGGACUCGCCAUCACUGCUGGUCACUUGGCUGCGAUUAAAUUCACCGGCGCCAGCAUGAAUCCCGCUCGGACCUUCGGCCCCGCCGUAGUGACGGGCUUCUGGGAGAAUCACUGGGUGUACUGGGUGGGCCCCAUUCUGGGAGGAAUCAUCGCCGGAUUGGUCUAUCGCUUCAUCUUCAAGGUGAAAAAGGGAGACGGAGAAGCUUCAUCCUACGACUUCUAGGCUUAUCCAGCUUCUCCACACAUCACUUCUACCAUCUUUUACGUCUCCAAUUAAAUUAUAUUAAGCGUAAUGUGAGAUCGUCAUCUCUAAUUAUUGUUUUUGUCAUACAAAAUUCUCGCUUUUAUCACUGCGAAAAACCAAAAAAGAAGCAUCACUGAAUGGGAGAUUGGAAAAGUAGAGAAAGAGAUAUUUUGCUUUCGAUAUUCUGCGUAAUUAAGGACAUUCAUUUUGGGUAUUUUGUAUCUUUUAUACCGGAGACAUUCACUUGAUGCAUUGCAGUGGGGAAGAUCAUCAAAAUUACUCAAAUACUUGAACUAUUAAUCGUCACAGUGAGUGCCUCUUCAAAUUCAUUUGUGUGCCUAAUUGGCACAGAGAUCAAUUUGUACUUUUUUUGUGAAUACAAUGAGCAUGAACUAUUCAUGAAAUUUCUUUGUAAAUAUACACCAUCGUACCUUUAACCAUUACCUUUCAUCCACAAAUAAUUUUACAUAGAGUUGCUGUGUAGAGAGUAAAAAGUUUACAUCUUCAUCCUCGGUGACUAAGAAACUUGAUAUUCAACUCAACUCCUGAGAAUUCACAGUAAACACUUCAAUAAAAUUAAUCUCCUUCGACAGGAAAAAAAACAAGCAAACUUUUCGGUAAACAAACUUUCAACCCACUAUGCAAAAGACAGAUAAACAAGUAAGAAAAUAGUAAAAUAAAAAAGAACGAUAAGCUAUAGAGUAGUAGAAAAAAAAAUCAACUCUACCGAAGGAAGCGAAGUUUUAGAAUCAGAAUGAUUCGCAUUUGAAUCUUUUUUCGUCUUAACGUUUCUCCUCUUUUUAUUGUAUAUUUUGAAAUGUGUAAAACUCAACUAACCACUUUUCGUUAGGCGAUGUUAUAUCUAUAAAUAUAUAAUGUUGUGCAAAAUAAAGUGUAAUAAAAUAUUUUGUAUGUAGA
Phlebotomus argentipes is the source of this 2066-nucleotide messenger RNA. Its product is annotated as aquaporin AQPAn.G-like. The transcript is spliced from 6 exons. Gene Ontology annotation, molecular function: water channel activity. Gene Ontology annotation, cellular component: plasma membrane. The record is from RefSeq and is a predicted model, not a curated record. Gene Ontology annotation, biological process: transmembrane transport. The coding region runs from base 372 to 1127 and encodes 251 amino acids. Lineage: Eukaryota; Metazoa; Arthropoda; Insecta; Diptera; Psychodidae.